Grosmannia clavigera kw1407 is the source of this 1101-nucleotide messenger RNA. Its product is annotated as taud/tfda taurine catabolism dioxygenase. The record is from RefSeq and is a predicted model, not a curated record. The transcript has 2 exons. The coding region runs from base 1 to 1101 and encodes 366 amino acids. NCBI's taxonomy places the organism in Eukaryota, Fungi, Ascomycota, Sordariomycetes, Ophiostomatales, Ophiostomataceae. Gene Ontology annotation, molecular function: oxidoreductase activity.
AUGGCCACGCAAGCUGUAGACCUGUCCGGCUCCCUGCUAGAGACGUUUGAGAUCGCCGGGAGCCGGCUGGUGCACGGAAAGGUCUUUCCGCUCGGGAUCCGGCCUAGGAGCGGGACAGAGUUUGGGUCUGUUGAAGAAGCGGCGGCGCAUUUCCAGCAGCUCGCGGACGGCCAAAUGUUCCAGCAGCUCCUGCGCGAUCCGGACGGAGCGAUCCUGUUUCGGGGCUUUCCGGUGGACGGUGCGGCGGACCUGGACCGACUUGUGCGAUCGUUCGGGCUGCCGAGGCCACACGUCGAGGUCGGCCUCUCGGGCAAGCGGUCGACGAUCACGCCGCUGGUCAAGACGGCCAACGAGGAGCCAGCACACGUGCGGUUCUACUUCCACAACGAGUACGGGCGCAGCGCAUACUUCCCGGGGGCGCUGUUCUUUCACGCGGAAAAGGUGCCGACGGAGGGCGGACAGACGCCACUGCUGUCGUCGCUGGAGCUGUACGACCGGCUGGUGGCCGAGCUUCCCGCGUUUAUCGCAGACCUGGCUGCGAAGGGCAUCAUCGGGCGGCAGUACUUUCCGGCCAAGGCAGACGUGGAGGCGAAGACGAUCGGGUGGAACCGGAGGGACUCGUACGGCUUUGACAUUGUCGAGGGCGACUCGACGGCGACACAGCGUCGCAAGGUCGAGGCCGUGCUGCGGACGCGGCAGCAGGCCGAGGGCGAGUGGCAGGCCAACGGGGCACUGUACGUGCUGCAGCGGCUGCCGGCGAUCCGACGGAUCGCAGCAACGGGCCGGCCGACGUUCUUCAACGGUCUCUCGGGCGUGUACGGACGGCAGCGCGACCGACAGGCCCUGGCACCACCGCACCGCGGCAUCGAUGGCGGCGUGCACUUGCCGACGACGUUUGGCGACGGCACGGCGAUCCCGACGGCCGACUUGGAGCGGCUGCUGCAGAUCCAGGAGGACAUCCGGUUCUUGGUGCCGUGGCAGGCCGGCGACGUCGCCCUGGUAGACAACUACACGGUGCAGCACGCGCGGACACCGUGGAAGGGCGAGCGCAGCCUGCUAGUCAGCCUCUGGGACGGCUGGGAGACGUUUGUGCCGUACUAG